This is a messenger RNA of Pteronotus mesoamericanus, 1591 nucleotides long. It is a transcript of the gene SH3GL3, whose product is annotated as SH3 domain containing GRB2 like 3, endophilin A3. Gene Ontology annotation, cellular component: glutamatergic synapse; cytoplasm; presynapse. The transcript has 9 exons. Gene Ontology annotation, biological process: synaptic vesicle uncoating; endocytosis. Bases 125 to 1168 code for a protein of 347 amino acids. Gene Ontology annotation, molecular function: protein binding. The record is from RefSeq and is a predicted model, not a curated record. Lineage: Eukaryota; Metazoa; Chordata; Mammalia; Chiroptera; Mormoopidae.
GGAGGCGGGCCCGGCGGACCCCAGCGCGCGGGGACUGGCCCGGGUGCCCGCUUCCCCAGCGCGUCGCGGCCGCGCGGCCCGGCCGAGCCCAGAGACCACCCAGCCCCGGCCGGGCACAGCCGCGAUGUCGGUGGCGGGCCUGAAGAAGCAGUUCCACAAAGCCAGCCAGCUGUUCAGUGAGAAAAUCAGUGGCAUCGAAGGAACGAAACUAGACGAUGAGUUUCUUGACAUGGAAAGGAAAAUAGAUGUCACCAAUAAAGCUGUUGCAGAAAUUCUCUCAAAAGCCACGGAAUAUCUUCAGCCCAAUCCAGCAUACAGAGCUAAGCUAGGAAUGCUGAACACUGUGUCGAAGAUCCGAGGGCAGGUGAAGACCACCGGCUACCCGCAGACGGAGGGCUUGCUGGGAGACUGCAUGCUGAAGUACGGCCGGGAGCUCGGGGAUGGCUCCACCUUCGGUGGUGCGCUGAUAGAAGUUGGCGAAUCCAUGAAGCUCAUGGCUGAGGUGAAGGACUCCCUUGAUAUUAAUGUAAAGCAAACGUUUAUUGAUCCACUUCAGUUACUACAAGACAAAGAUUUAAAAGAGAUUGGGCACCACCUGAAAAAGCUGGAGGGCCGCCGCCUGGAUUACGAUUAUAAAAAGAAGAGAGUAGGUAAGAUACCAGACGAAGAAGUCAGACAAGCGGUAGAAAAAUUUGAAGAGUCAAAGGAGUUGGCUGAAAGAAGCAUGUUUAAUUUUUUAGAAAACGAUGUAGAACAAGUCAGCCAGCUGGCCGUGUUCGUAGAGGCUGCUUUAGACUAUCACAGGCAGUCCACCGAGAUCCUGCAGGAGCUCCAGAGCAAGCUGCAGACUCGGAUAUCGGUGGCAUCCACUCUGCCCAAACGCGAAUACAAGCCACGGCCCCUAAAAAGGAGUCCGAGUGAGCUCAAUGGGGUGCCCACCACCUCGACGGCAAAGCUGACAGGCUCCCACGCUCCCCUGGACCAGCCCUGCUGCCGUGGCCUGUAUGACUUUGAGCCAGAAAACCAAGGAGAAUUAGGAUUUAAAGAAGGGGACAUCAUUACGCUCACGAAUCAGAUCGACGAGAACUGGUACGAAGGGAUGCUGCGCGGGGAGUCCGGAUUCUUCCCCAUUAAUUAUGUGGACGUGAUUGUGCCUUUACCUCAGUGAACGCGUGCUCAGACUCCGGACGCGCUCUCGUAACCGAGAUGAGUUCCCACCCGUGCUCUCCCCGCGUGGCGGUCUGGGACAACCUCCUGCUGUGACCGGCUUCACGACUUUUUGUAUGUGUGUUCCCUUUAUAACGUAUUUUAUAUCAAUUUCAUUUGUAUAAAUGACCUCCUUGUCGUAGUUACACGAAGACGCAGUUUUCUUUUUUUUUUUUGCUUGUUGCCCUACAAGCCAUUGGUUCUACAAAUGGAUGUCCUUGUGGUUGCUAAAAAUAAACCGCACCCAUUGCAGUUACGUCAGCGAAUUGCCAAACGCAAAAUUCAAAACGAAGAAAUGCUGAAUACUCUCUUUCCUGACAUGACUGAGGGCAGCUGGUGGUCCCCCUGCGUCGUGUUUUUGCUGACCUUAAAUAGCCCAAUAAAU